Messenger RNA from Rhodotorula toruloides NP11, 1818 nucleotides. Its product is annotated as translation initiation factor eIF-3 subunit 7. Gene Ontology annotation, biological process: translational initiation. Gene Ontology annotation, cellular component: eukaryotic translation initiation factor 3 complex; cytoplasm. The coding region runs from base 1 to 1818 and encodes 605 amino acids. The transcript is spliced from 3 exons. The record is from RefSeq and is a predicted model, not a curated record. NCBI's taxonomy places the organism in Eukaryota, Fungi, Basidiomycota, Microbotryomycetes, Sporidiobolales, Sporidiobolaceae. Gene Ontology annotation, molecular function: translation initiation factor activity.
AUGGCGAGCCUCUCUUCCUUGAUCGCGUCCGUCGUCGACAAUGACCAGGGCGGCUUCGGCCCCUCUGCCUCGCACCUCCCUCCCCAGUUCAAGGACAUCCCCUACGCGCCCUUCUCCAAGAACGACAAGCUCGGCCGCAUCGUCGACUGGAACGCCGAGGGCACCUCGAGCGGCGCAGCAGGCGGAUCCGCACCUGCCGCCGCGGGCCAGGCAGGCCAGAAGGGCGGCAAGUACUCGCGCGAGCCGAAGGAGGCGUUUGGCGCGUCGGCGGCAGGAACGUUCGCGUACUACCACGACGAGGACGAGAGCUCGUUCUCGGUCGUGGCGGGCGGCGCGGCGGGAAAGAAGCCUGUGCAGGCGGGCGGCGGACUCCAGCGCAACCAGGGCAGGAUGCAGGGUGGUGGUGGACGCGGAGGUGCCGCGCGUGGUGGGUUCCAGCAGGGCGGCGGGCGGUUCCAGCAGAGCGGUCCGCGCGGGACGCAGCAGGGCGGCAGGCAGGGUCAGCAGCAGGGCGCGGGCGGACGCUUCGGCGGCGGAGGCGGCGGAUGGGGACGCGGCGGCGCGCAGGGCGGACGGAACAACUGGAAGGAGCAGAGGACCCGCGACGCCAGUGUCCAGGUCGGGAACGACUGGGUCUCGCUCGAGGAGAUCGAGUACUCGCGCCUCAACAAGCUCCGCCUCGAGGUCGACCUCGACGAGGCAGAGACCCUCUCCCAGCACGGUUUCCUCUACGAGUACGACCGCACUUACGACCGCGUCAACACGAAGAACGAGAAGCCGCUGCAGAACGUCGACCGGGUGCGGUACAACCCGACGACGUCGGACGACCCGGUCAUGCAGGAGCUCGCGGCCAAGGACCGCGGGCGCGUCUUCGUCACCGACAACAUCCUCUCGAUGCUCAUGUGCGCCCAGCGCAGCGUCUACCCGUGGGACAUGGUCCUCACGCGCGAGGGCGACAAGCUCUUCAUCGACAAGCGCGAGGGCGGUCCGUUCGACUACCCCUCGGUCAACGAGAACGCGGCCGACCCGCCGAUGGAGAACGAAAAAGACACGCUCAACUCGCCCUCGGCCCUCUCGCUCGAGGCGACCUACAUCAACCAGAACUUUGCGUUCCAGGUCGUCCGCGAGGAGCCCGAUGCGCGCCUCGAGGUCGAGCACCCGAACCCGUUCUACCAGCCCGACAUGGAGACCGAGCCGCUCGCGUCGUGCGUCUUCCGCUACCGCCGCUUCGACAUCUCGGUCACCGAGGACGAGGACGUCGGUCUCGUCGUCCGAACCGAGGUCGACGCGUUCACCAGGCAGCAGAACGAGGACCAGCCGUCGUUCAUCACGAUCAAGACGCUGAACGAGUUCGACCCGCGUGCUCAGGGUGCGGGAGGCGCACCUGACUGGCGCACCAAGCUUGACAGCCAGCGUGGUGCCGUCGUCGCGACCGAGAUGAAAAACAACUCCAGCAAGCUCGCCCGCUGGGCGGUCCAGAGUGUCCUCGCCGGCGCCGAGCAGAUGAAGAUGGGCUACGUCUCGCGCGCGAACCCUCGCGAUGCCUCGCGCCACACAAUCCUCGGCACGCAGUGGUACAAGCCGCGUGACUUUGCGACGCAGAUGAACAUCAAUCUCGCCAACGGGUGGGGUAUCGUCCGCACCAUCGCCGACCUCGCGCUCAAGCAGCCCGAGGGCAAGUAUGUCUUGAUGAAGGACCCCAACAAGCCCCUCAUCAAGCUCUUCCGCGUCCCGAUCGACGCCUUCGAGCCGACCGAGGACGACCUCCUCGACGACAGCGCUCUUCCCUCUGCCGCGCCUUCGGACGACGGCCUCUAA